AUGUAGCACUUUGAAUAAAAUAAAUAAGUUAAGUAUCACACCCCAUAAAAAUAUAAGUUUAGUAGCACAUUCUUGUAAAUGUACAAAUAUAUCCCUAAUGGUCCCCACAUAUAUAUAUAUAUGACUUCUCUCUCAAUAUCUAAUAAAUAAAAUUUAAAAAAAACGUCCACAUCCCAUCCCCACAAAAUCUGCCAAACAGCACUUCCAAUGAAAAAGUGGGUCAAAUUUAGAAUCUUCUAUCAAAAUCAGUUUUGUCCUAUAUUGUCUCUCUCUCUCUCUCUUUGUACACGAAAUCAAAAUUUUGACAAACCCUAGAGCCGUGUACUCCAAAAUCUGCGAACUCUCUGAAUUUCCAAGGGAACAAUACCGUGUCUCUCUUGUACAAGCUCAAAUUUCAUCCAAUUUGAGAGCAAAAUUUCACCCAAUUUCACGCCUAUCACCCUUUUCUACAAACAAAUCGUGUGUGGUUUGAAACCCCACACAAAUCGUAGCCGUGUACUCCAUAAUAGAGCAAAAACAACUUGGUGAAUUAUUCUAUCUUCUCAAUUAACAAUGAGUGAAACUGAAUCCGACUACUCCAGAGAGGAAGAACAGCCUGUAGAACGAGGCCAUCGCCCGAGUACAUCGAGGAGGGAAAAAUACCCGACGCCGAAUCCGCCUCCGAGGCAUGCUUGGUUACGUCCGUGCAUGCAAGGUUAUGCCGGACGAAUCAAUCACUAUGUAAAGGACACGACACUGAAGGAAGUGGAGACCUGUCUGACGCACUACCAGCGUUUAGAACAAUUUAAGAAAGGUCCGUUUGGGCAUUUACUUCAGUUGAAGAGGCAGGAUAGUGCGAAUGCCGCACUGCACCAUCUUCUUGCACGGGAGUUGUAUGAUGAAGCAUUCGGUCCGUGGGAGAAGUGGUUCCACGUUGGUGGACACGACAUUCGAUUCGGCGCAGUGGAAGUUCUAUGGCACGGAGUUUUGAAAGGCAAGAAGGUGGAAGUGAAGGAUCUGCGGAAGCGGUUCGUUAACCGCAGUCUGGGCAACAGUGCCCAGGAUUAUUUGAAGGCGGCCAAUAUUCUCGUGGCGUAUGAUCUCCUCUUCUGUCGGGAUUAUAAAUACGUGCACGAUUGGGUGUGGGCACUGGUAGAGGAAGAUCAGAAAUGGUCCGACUUCCCGUGGGGCUCUUACUCAUUCCAGAUUUUGUGUCAUGGGAUGAGUGUGUUGAAGAAGCAUCCCAACGAGAUUACCGGUAAUAGGAAGACGUACCACUUCUAUGGGCCCAUAUGGGCAUUACAGAUUUGGUCGUACGAGGCCAUUCCGAGGUUGGGCCGCGCGUGUGGGAUGCGUGACCCGAGGUUGCAGAUGCCACGAUUGGUGAACUGGACGACUUGGAAGUCGGCUUCUGACUUCACCCACUUUUUUGAUGCUCAUGAGGCCGAGUGUCACCGGACACUCGAACCGGUCGAGGAGGAGAAUGAUUCAUGGUAUUUGCAGACCCUGAGGCAUCCAGAGCCUUUUUCUGUACGAUACCAUCUUGGAGGGAAAUAUGCCGGCUUGACAGAGCCAGUUGUACCGGAGCCGCCUCCUCCUGUUAGGCCUCCCCCUGUGCAGAGGAGUAUCUCACGAGCAGAGAUGACUCGUGAGAAGCAGCCUGUCCCUGUCCCGAGGAGUAGCUCACGAGCAGAGAGGGCUCGUGAGAAGCAGCCUGUCCAUGUUGAGCGGCAUAGACAGACGUAUGUUGAUCCGACUGGUAGCCCAUCGAAGCGGCCCAGGCCGCAGGAGUUCGAUGAUUCAGUGCCUCGAGCAGAUCCAGAUGCUGAUUAUUGGAGGCGACGUGAUGAGGACUUGAUUGCCCGUGUCACUGAGAGCGUGACACGGGAGCAGAUCCGGACCGUGAUCCCUGAGGUGCGGCGGGCGAUUGUAGACGACGACUCCGAGCAUGGACUGGUUGCCAAAAUUACACGGAAGGUCGUGGCCGCUGUGAAGGAUAUAUUCGGUGGGCGAUCUUCUUCGAGGAAGCAUAGAUCAUCAUCCAGCCAUGCCAGUCGUCAUAGACACGGGAGUGAGGAGUUGGACCAGCCGAGACCCAGUCACAGACGGUCUACAUCUCACAUUCCUAGUCCUGGGCAUCGGGGUCAUGAGGAUCCGCCUCAUGUGAGCCAUAGGCACUCAGUUGGAGACCUGGAUCGGCAGCAUCGGGGUCACAGUCGAUCACAGCAUGGAGAUGAUCCACCCCAUGCGAGUCAGCGGCGAUCUGCCUCACGUCACAGUGAGAGGGAGGCAUCUAUGAGGCGAUCAGCCUCACAUCGUAGUGAGAGGCAGACAUCUUUGAGGCGAUCUGCCUCACGUCACAGUGAGAGGUCAGCUCGUCAGCGGAGUCCAGUGACGCCUAUGCAUGGAAAGGAGAUGACGAUGUCCAGUUCAGCUGGACUACUGACGAGGAAGAGGCCCAGGAUGUAG
This is a messenger RNA of Salvia miltiorrhiza (redroot sage), 2448 nucleotides long. RefSeq lists its product as uncharacterized. The record is from RefSeq and is a predicted model, not a curated record. The transcript has 4 exons. NCBI's taxonomy places the organism in Eukaryota, Viridiplantae, Streptophyta, Magnoliopsida, Lamiales, Lamiaceae. The coding region runs from base 553 to 2448 and encodes 631 amino acids.